UUGGAUAGGCACAUCAUUCUAGAUAUCAUAGAGUGCAACGGCAACUACAAUGCAUUCCACAAGUGUGAUCUGCCAACUGUUCGUCCAGCAGAUAGAGGCUACCCUAUCUUAUACGGACGAGGAUGGGAAUGUGGACAAUCUCGUCGCAAGGACGCAAUCCUAUUAUCAAUGUAUUCCUUGCAAAAAUAUUGUCCCUUAAUCGGAACGCGCUCUAUCUCCGAAACAGUAACACAUUUCCACAACUUCUAUGAUUCUAUUGCUGAAAAAGUAAGAGCACUCGACGAAUGGCCGAACGACCUCCGCAAGGACAAGAACAGCAUAAGAUUUUAUCAAGCACUCCUCAACAAUAGCGAUGCAUUGAAGAUCCCCCUUGUUGUCCGUCAGGCCAUAAAAUGCGUCCUCGUAAUCCCCGCAAGUAACGCCGAUCCAGAGCGCAGCUUCUCAGCAGCCACUAGGCUAACACAAAGCGAUCGAAACAGCUUGGGAACCAAGUCCAUAGAUGCUCUGAUGAGAGUCCAACGUGAUGGUCCGAGUCUCCUCACUGUAAGACCUAAAAACCUCGCAAAACAAUGGUUAAACCCGCUACCCGGCUUACAAGCUGGACGCCAUAAGCCAUCCAGCCUCGCAAGAUCAGAUAUUGAUGGACGAUCGCUUGUGGAACAUUCUGUCACUCAGUACAUGAAAGACAAUCGCUUACGAGGCAGACGCGAUUUCGAGGCCAUAGUACAGUCGAGACGCGAAUUAGAAACAUCAAGAACGAUGAUCUUUUCUUCAGGAAUUUUUUAUGACAAUAUCCACUGA
Molecule: messenger RNA, 801 nt
Organism: Cooperia oncophora
Lineage: Eukaryota; Metazoa; Nematoda; Chromadorea; Rhabditida; Trichostrongylidae
Source: the annotation of a GenBank genome assembly